This is a messenger RNA of Centruroides sculpturatus (bark scorpion), 2575 nucleotides long. RefSeq lists its product as uncharacterized. The transcript is spliced from 3 exons. NCBI's taxonomy places the organism in Eukaryota, Metazoa, Arthropoda, Arachnida, Scorpiones, Buthidae. The record is from RefSeq and is a predicted model, not a curated record. The coding region runs from base 3 to 662 and encodes 219 amino acids.
UUAUGGAAAGUGAUGUUCAAUCUCCAGGAGAUAAGAAGCAAGCAGAGCGAAGUAGCAGUAAUCAAGAGGUGAUCACUGACAGUGCAGAAAACAGUGAGAGGCAACAACAUUCAGGAGCCUCCAAGACUGAAGUGGAUAGUCCCAUUUUAGACACUGCAUUAGAUUCAGCCUUGCCCAGUGAUAGUGAUCACAACUGCGAUCAUCAUAGUUCGGAAGAAGAACUGGAAGUAAUUAAUAGUGCAGAUGUGGUUCAAGAAAAAACUGUCAUUCAAUAUGCAGAGAAAAGGAAAUGGUCACAGGCUAAUAGGUUCAGUUUCGGAGACAAUUCCGGAUCCUCUGACGAGGAAGUGCGAGAUCUCGUGUGCAUUUCAGCUCCUGUGGAGUUUCGUUCUUCUCCUCCUGCGAACGUUCCCAAACCCAGUCGGUCGUUAUCCCCACCACCUAAAUUAUUUCACUCGUCAGUAGGCAACAUCCCACCUCUCGAACUAUGUUCUGUGUCACCUAGGAAGAGGCAUAGACAUAUACCAAAUGUAAACACCAGUACAAAUCUUCAGAGACCAUGUCUAGACUUUGAGAAAAUGCAACAAAAACUUGUAAGGAAACAUGGUCAAAUGUCUAGUAGAGGGAAGCAAUCUCGAGGAAAAAGCCAAAAGUUGUUGUGAAUACCCAGUAUUUCAAGCACCCAGAUUUUGUCUAAGAGCAUGAAGUACAGAAAAAUUUCUUAGAUUGCUUCCCCCGUCGAGUCAAACGAUUUAUGUCGGCUAUUUGCAGACUUUUGUUGUAUUGCCUGUCAUAUCUUGUACAAAUAUUUUAUAGACAUUGCUAUAGACGAUUUUUGUAUGGAUUCCCUUCCCCGGCCGUAUAGAAUUUAUAUCCACUUCUGUCCUUCCCAUCCCGAUCAAAUAUUUGUUAUACUCCAGGAAUUACUAGUCAGAUCGAACGAGCAACUGAUGUUGCCUUAUUUAUUGGCUACAUUAUUAUAUAUGCUAACUGGUCUGGAUGGGGUACCACAAUGUAGCGCACAAUUUAACAGUGAAAGAUGGGUACACCAUUAUUAUCCUCGUCUCAAAUUACGUUCGGAAAUCGGAUAAUUUGUCAAGUCUCCAGAGGGAAAGUGGGAGGUUAAAUUAUUGGCAUUUGUCCGCGUGGCAAAAUGCCAGAAUAAAUCAUGAUGGUCACGAACAAAUCGUAAGCCUUCGCCCGACUCUAUCCGACAAAAAACGAAAAAAAAAAGUCGGCUGGCGAUCUUUCCGUUGCUCGAGAAGAACAGCUAGUAGACAAUCUCCUGGAUGUGGUUCCCAGUUAUUCUGAAAUACUAACGUGGACCAAACAUUUAAGCUUUUGAUGAGCUUGUACUACUUGGUAUUCCCAUCCAGUCAGAAUUCAAAAUUCUUUUCAUCACUCGUUACUGGUAACGAUCCCACUUUUCCCGUUCCCAUUUUUCAACAUACAAAAAAGUCUAGCCAUUGGUAAUUUCUUCCUUGGGUGUUUAGUUGCAUGUUUGUAUUUAAUGUAGAUGGUAAAAAAAGCUCUAGUAAGGUAUUCAAUUUGUAGACUGGUACAAAAAUACAUUCUUUAGAAUGUUAGCUAUUCUAUUUCAGUGUCUUUUUCUGGAUGUAAAAAAAAUUAAUGAAUUUGCAGCAUUCGGACUGCAAUUUCAUUUAGGUAUUCCGGUGGGAGGUUAUUUCCACAAUGCUAUGAUUUGACUAUUUAUCGGAGAUGGCAGUGUUAGGAUUGAUACGGAAACUCUUGUAGAUGAUAUUGUUCUAAAUGAAUGUUACUGUUAGUGUGUUUUACCCACACUUUUACAGAAGAUUUUAUUGUGAUGAAAUGUUAUAGCUACCUCCAGAUGGUUCAGUGUUGACCCCAUGUGAUACAAAAGAUGAAAAUAACAAUCUUGCUAAUAAAUGGUCCAGUUUGCUCAACUGUGAUGUAUAUAUCACUUAGUAUGUCACAAACAGUGUUCAUCACUAAAUAAAUCUUUUGUCCUGCACACUUCAACUGUUACAAGUGAAACAAAAAAAAAAAAAGAGGACAAAUACUGUAAUGUGUUUCUAUUGCACUUAUUUUGGAACAAAGAACUAUAAGUUCAAAUAGGAUUCAGCAGAAUUAAGAUUAUCAUGUAUAGCACAUAACAGAAGUGAUUUGUAAAUAGGGAUGUCUCGCCUUGCAUUUGUCACCUAAAUGGUUAGAUAGAAUGUGCCACAUGCCGUUGUCAUUUCGAAAUCCACCUAAUUUUUUAUUGGUAGUCUGCACAAGUCGUCACGUAAUGGGUGGCCCGUUCGACCGCCCCGGUUAUAUUUUUCAAAUUGUCCGUGUCCUACGUAAUAAAACCGCAAAACAUUAUCUGGUAUCUGGAGAUUUCGUUCGCAAUCCGAUUACGACAAUGAAAAUUACAAAUAGAUAAAUUUAUGAUGUUAAAGUGAAUAUUUGGAAUAAUUCUUGGGAUAAAACAAGCAUGGAUAGGCCUUUCUGAAAAGUUUAUGGUGUUUAUGCAAAGUGUUAUUUGUGUGAUGUCAUUGUUUAAUAUUUUUUUUUAGUAAAAAAAAAAAUAAAAAAGAAUAUGAAUUGUGAA